Messenger RNA from Zingiber officinale, 1094 nucleotides. Its product is annotated as 40S ribosomal protein S6-like. Gene Ontology annotation, molecular function: structural constituent of ribosome. The record is from RefSeq and is a predicted model, not a curated record. NCBI's taxonomy places the organism in Eukaryota, Viridiplantae, Streptophyta, Magnoliopsida, Zingiberales, Zingiberaceae. Gene Ontology annotation, biological process: translation. The transcript has 6 exons. Bases 137 to 886 code for a protein of 249 amino acids. Gene Ontology annotation, cellular component: ribosome.
GCUGCUGCUAUAAAUUGCAAAGCGGAGCGCGCUGAGAAACCCUAGCGGCGGAGUUUGCUUCGGGGGGCGGCGUUGCGUUUCCUCUUCUCCUCGCGUUCUCGCUUCGUCGAAGCAGCCAGGAAUCCUGUGAUUCAAGAUGAAGUUCAAUAUCGCAAACCCAACUACCGGCUGCCAGAAGAAGCUCGAGAUCGAUGACGACCAAAAGCUCCGGGCUUUUUACGACAAGAGGAUCUCUCAAGAAGUUAGUGGGGAUGCUCUUGGCGAGGAGUUUAAAGGAUAUGUUUUUAAGAUCAUGGGAGGGUGCGACAAACAAGGUUUUCCUAUGAAGCAAGGAGUCCUUACUACUGGGCGAGUCCGCUUGCUUCUUCACAGAGGUACACCUUGUUUCCGUGGGUACGGCAGGCGUAAUGGAGAGCGCAGAAGGAAAUCAGUUCGUGGCUGCAUUGUUAGCCCUGAUCUCUCAGUCUUAAACUUGGUUAUUGUUAAGAAGGGUGAGAAUGAUCUUCCUGGAUUAACUGAUAUUGAGAAGCCAAGAAUGAGAGGACCAAAGAGAGCUUCCAAAAUUCGCAAGCUAUUUAACUUGUCAAAGGAGGACGAUGUUCGCAAAUAUGUUAACACAUAUCGCAGAACAUUCACAACGAAAACAGGCAAGAAGCGCAGCAAGGCACCCAAGAUUCAGCGACUGGUGACUCCAUUGACAUUACAGAGGAAGCGUUCGAGGAUCUCAGAGAAGAAGAAGAGGAUUGCCAAGGCCAAGUCUGAAGCAGCUGAGUACCAGAAGCUACUUGCCUCCAGGCUCAAGGAGCAGAGGGAGCGCAGGAGCGAGAGCUUGGCCAAGAGAAGGUCCAAGCUGUCUGCUGCCUCAAAGCCAUCUGUUGCAGCAUAGAGACAUGUUUUCCAUGACUGGUCCAAUCUCAUUAUCUAUUUCAUUUUCAGAGAAUGAUCACAUUGCAUAAUUUCUGGAUUUUCUUUAAAGUUUUCCCCUUGCUAUUUUAUACUAUUUGGACAAUUUAGACAUUUGGAAUGAUUUGCUGUAUCGAAUGCAUAAGACCUUGCCUUAAGUGGAACUUUGGAGUUGCAUGUUGGCACUUUUA